CGCCAGUUUGGCGCGUGACGGCCGUGCCACCAGCAAGCGCAGCGGCUGCAGUAGCUCCGUGCUGUGCCGUCAAAACCGGCGGCAGCGCCACAGCCGACCCGGCGCCGCAUGACGCGUUCCCAGCCGUCGCCAACGGGAUCCACGGCCGCACCGGAACCGGAAGCUGACUCCAGCUGCUCGCCGGUGCCUGAAGCUGACAGCAGGUGCUCGCUAGUCCCUGAAUCUGACACUGACAACCCGCCAGAACCUGCAGUGACGUCACUCACAUUGGAGAGCAGGAUGCGGCCGUGGGCGUGCCUGGGUGUGGUGCUGUGGGUGGCGGCGCUGCUGGUCAUCUACCCGCUGGCCGUCAUGCCCGCCAGCGCUUCCCCCACCGCAGACGACGCUGACUCCCGGCCGCACAUCAUCUUCAUCAUGGCCGACGACCUGGGGUUCAAUGACGUGGGCUUCCACGGUUCGAACCAGAUCCCGACGCCGAACAUCGACGCGCUGGCGUACGCCGGGGUCAUCCUGAACCGCUACUACGUCACGGCCAUCUGCACUCCGUCGCGCAGCGCGCUCAUGACCGGCAAGCACCCCAUCCAUACGGGCAUGCAGCACACGGUGCUGUUCGGCGCGGAGCCGCGCGGGCUGCCGCUGUCGGAGCGCCUGCUGCCGCAGUACCUGCAGGGCCUGGGCUACCGCACGCACAUCGUGGGCAAGUGGCACCUGGGCCACUACCGCCGCGUCUACACGCCCACCUACCGCGGCUUCGAGUCGCACCUAGGCUUCUGGACGGGCCACCACGACUACAACGACCACACCGCCGUCGAACAGGAGUACUGGGGACUAGACAUGAGACGUGGCAUGGAGCCAGCAUGGGACUUGCACGGCCAGUACUCGACGGAUGUGUUCACCUCGGAGGCGGUGCGGCUCAUACAGAGCCACAACGCAUCACGGCCCCUCUUUCUGUAUGUGGCCCAUGCUGCCGUCCACUCAGGCAAUGCUUACAACCUACUCCCUGCACCUGACAAAACCAUCAUGAAGUUCGACAACAUAGCUGACUACAACAGAAGGCGAUUUGCAGGAAUCCUCUCAAAACUGGACGAUUCUGUGGGAGAGAUAGUAGAUGCUCUCUCCAAAGCAGAAAUGCUUAACAAUUCAAUCAUCAUAUUCUCAACAGACAAUGGUGGUCCAGCAGCUGGAUUCAAUGGCAAUGCAGCAUCAAACUGGCCAUUAAGAGGUGUAAAGAAUACAUUAUGGGAAGGUGGAGUAAGAGGAGCUGGCCUCAUAUGGAGUCCACUACUCUCCAAGCCUAAACGUGUGUCAACUCACAUGAUGCACAUCACUGAUUGGUUGCCUACUCUGUAUGCAGCUGCAGGAGGAGAUGUUUCGAAUCUGGGAGACAUUGAUGGUAUUAAUGUCUGGGAAUCUCUAUCUGAUGAUACUCCAUCCAACAGGACACAGGUGUUGCAUAACAUAGAUGAUAUUUAUGGAAAUGCUGCAUUGACAGAUGGUGACUGGAAACUCGUGAAAGGCACAACAUAUGAUGGUGCAUGGGAUGGUUGGUAUGGACCAUCAGGAAGAGAAAAUGCUCCAGCAGCCUAUGAUGUUGGUCAGGUGCUUGGCUCCAAAGCAGGCAGAGUGUUAUAUAGAGGAGGCUAUUUGACUACUCGAACAGAAGUGCUAACUGUUAGGACAAGUGCUCUAGUUACAUGCAAUCCUAGUGGUUCUACAUCCAAUGUAACCAUUAACUGCAAACCUUUAGAAGCUCCUUGUCUUUUUAAUAUACAGUCAGAUCCUUGUGAGAAACGAAAUUUGGCUGACAGACACCCUGAAAUUGUGCAGCGCUUAGAGUCAAUUCUAAAAACUAUAAAUGCAACAGCAGUGCCUCCGGGAAACCUUCCAUAUGAUCCUCGAGCAGAUCCUCGAUUUUGGGACCACACUUGGACCAAUUUUGGUGAUUACAGCAUACUUAAUAAUGCUGUCAGCUGAUUAAAAUAAUGUGCACUUUGCAAACAAAAUAACUUUCAACUGCUCUGUUGUCAGUUACUGCUGAAAUGUACCAAUGAGAGACAUUUCUUUCUAUGUUCAACCUAUGAACAAAUUUUGUAUAUAUUUACUUGAUUAAUGUCACUCUAGUUCAUCUGUAAAACGAAGUAUGUGUUUUUUGUCAAUGUGUUGCAUAUUUUGCUACUUUCAUCAAGAAACUUUAUAGCUAUUAUUAUUAUUAUUAUUAUUAUUUAUGUAUCAAGACUCUGAACCAGUAGUGCACCUCAGCUUUAUUUAUAGCGACACAUAUAGUUGAUGUGAAAUAAAAAUUGACAUUAUAAGAUACUGACAAGUGACCUUACAGCAAGAAGAUAGAAUGAAGCUGAUGAAGCAUGAAAAUUAAAUAAAAUAUUUUACUACAGAAUUUAGAAAAUUUGAAAACUUUAUCAUAGUGUUUCCUAACAAUUUUUACUUGAAAAGGGGAGAGGUGAAGAUGUUCCAGUUAUUAAAAUUUUGUAUACAAUGAGAAUUAAGACCUGCUGACUCCAUAAUGGACUUUUCCUUUCAGUAUAUAGUGAAUUAUUUUUGUAAGAUGUGCAACUAUGUUCCUUAAUAUUUAAACUCUAUUUAGAACCAAAAAAUAAAAUCACCUUGUAAUUUCUAAGUGCUGAAAUUAGUAUAAGUGAGCCCACCUAACAGUGGUGUUAGACAGCCAGUGAUAAUGAAUUUGAAGGUUUUAGAACCUGAGUACCCUUCAAUGGGCACCAAAAGAAAUAGGUGAAAAGAAUAGUUGUGAAAGGGUUGGAGAAAUAGCAGGGGUAAACUCACACCCAGAGCCACGCUGGGACAGAGCAUCAUUUAUUGUCAUAGCUGAGAUCCAAAGUUAUUCAGACUUCAUUGUAAUAAUGAAGUCUUAACACUAAUUAUUCAAAUUUAAAAUACCUAAAGAUGCACUGAUUCACUUAAACAGAUCAUAAAAAAUUAGUGUAAAAAUAAACAGAAUAAAAUAUGAGGUGGUGAGUGGCGAGAGUAUGAGGAGGAGGAAAAGAGGGAGAGGGAACCAGAUUGAUAGAGAGGGAGGAGGGAAAAAUUGGGAAAGAGAUAAGGAAGGAGGUAAAAUAGAGCUUAAAGAAUGGCAGAAAACAAGGUAGUGAUACAAAUCACCAGUUAUUCGCACACUAUCUGAACUGAACUGUAGCACAUUCAUUCUUUUCUCACAUUUGUUUUCCUCUCUCUCUUUUGUUGGUUGUGUCACUACAAAUUUGUACUCCCCUUUCAGUCUUACACUGUAUUGUGUUUCUGUGUUUCUGUCCCCCUGCUUUUACAACUAAUUUACUUUCAUGAGUUCUUUGUUAUGUUCAUAUUUCAAAUAAUAUGUUAUUUUAGUAAAUGUAGCUCACAGUAAUUUAUUUCACCCUUACUACUGAAUUGUAUAUUGAGUAUUUUGUAGUUUACUGAAUAGCAUCAUCAUUAAAGGUUACUCCUCAUCACUGUAUGUACAAUAUGAUUUUUGAAAAACAUAUUGAUGGUUCAUGAAGCAGUAUUAAUAUCUCUAAAAAUAAUUAUGUAAGAUUUCUAUAUUGAGAUUCCCAUUAACACAGACUGAUAUUUUCCAAAGAUUAAAAUUUAAUGUUUAAAUAUCUCCAGUAAGAUUUUCAUACAAGGCAGCCAGUAAUGUCAGGUAAUAUUCAUGAUUUUCGUACAUUUUCUUUUCUUUUCUUGUCAGGCUGCUCAUUUUGGCAGCAGUAGACUUUCAUAAGAAGGAAAGUUAAAUGUGUUUUUGGCAAAAAAGUCUUGUUCUGGUAUUCUACUGUUGAAAAAUUUGUGUCUUCAAAAUAUUUUACAGUUAUGCUAACAAUCCAAUGUACUGUAUCUAUAGGAGCAUUACAUCACUAAAACUCAGUUAUUUGAGCCAAGUAAAUUUUCUGUUAUGCAUUUUUUUCCAUCAGUCAAUGUAUUGCUACAUUGAUAAAACUGGUUCCUAUCAGAUCAUCAAAGUUAAGCACUUUCAGAAUUGACUAGCACUUGGAUGACCAUCCCCGUCUGCUGAGUGCUGUUGGCAAGUGGGUUGCACUUAGCCCUUGUGCGGUCAAUUGAGGAGCUGCCUGACUGAGAAGUGGUGGCUCCAGUCAUGAUAACUGACAACAGUUGGGAAAGCAGUGUGCUGAUGACAAGCCCCUCCAUAUCAGCAUGCAGUGACGCCUGUUGACUGAGAAUGACAUGUAGGUCGGUCAGUACCACUGGUCCUUCUGAGGCCUGGUUGGACAGAGUUAUCUUUUCCAUUAAUUAUGCUCUGGUUUUUAAUAAAUAAUUGUUCUACACAAAAUGUACAAAUUGUUGAUUUAUAUUUAGAAUUUAUGUUGUGAGAAGGAACUCUGUAUGCCCAAAUAUGCCUCCUACAUUUUCUGUCCUCUUUGUAAAAAUGUAGGUAGUACAGUGUUUUUUAUGAAUACACAACUAUUUUAAUCAAGCUGCUAAAAAUUAAGCAUCAUCCUUAAUUGAGAUAUAAUCCUUCUAUGGCUCAUGAUCAAUUUAGAAACUGGUACAGGCAUGAAGCUCAUUUAACUAACUGACUGUUGAGACUAAGAGAGUAAAAUACUUGGUUUUUAAAUUAUAGUGUAUGAUAAAUAUAGCGUUGUUGCACAUCUUAAGAAUGGCUUCUGAUAAUAUUGAGCUUAUCCAACAGCUGUCUGUGAGUUUCAAACAGCUGUUAAUUGAUAUUAUGGCCUACCCAUCAACUUGACUUGCCAUUUAUAUUUUGUACUCUGUUGUUCAU
Schistocerca serialis cubense is the source of this 4747-nucleotide messenger RNA. Its product is annotated as arylsulfatase B-like. Bases 109 to 1974 code for a protein of 621 amino acids. The transcript is spliced from 11 exons. The record is from RefSeq and is a predicted model, not a curated record. NCBI's taxonomy places the organism in Eukaryota, Metazoa, Arthropoda, Insecta, Orthoptera, Acrididae.